CCUUGGGGAGCCUAGUACGGUGGAACAGCCUCUGACAGCUGCUUUUUGUACUAGGCAUACAGGCAGCAGUCCAACACUGCCCUUCUUAGCAUUUGGGAGUUUCUGUGGCCAUGGCAUCCAGAGGCUGCAUGUGACACAAUCCAGUGAUGCUGAGGGCUCUGUGGCUCACAUGGGUCACAGUUCUGAGGUUUCCAUUACACUGUUACACUGGGCCACCACAGUCCUCUGAACAGCCGUGCUUCUGUUUUGAUACAGAGAUUUGAGAAUGUGUUUCAGGAUUGCUGAAAAAAUCAUCAAAUUUUUAGUUUAUUUGCGGUUCCAUUUUCAGUACAUUACCUGUGAAUUUUCAAAUGGAAUGUAUAGAGUUGCAACUAAAAAUCUGAUCACGUCCUGCCACCAGACCUCUAUUUGCCCUUCUCUUCACAGUCACACCUUAUUCAUGUCAUCGCUUUUUGGCGGUAUGUACCUUUAUGAACAAUUAUUUUCAAGGAUGAAGCACAGGAGGAGUAAAAUUUCAUCAAAAAUCCCUAUUAAACACAUGGAGAAAUCACUGAGAGUUGCAACCACUGCCAUCGAAUCAGCCCAAUCUGCUGGUUUCACAAAAACAAGGCCAUAUAUCCCACUAGUAUUAUACUUUUGCUGCUCUCUUUUCUGGUAUGUUCUAAUAAAAAAAAAUUAAAAAAUGAAAGAAGUUUUGUUACUUACAUUCAUUAAUUAUAUUAUAUAUUUUAUGGUGGGCUCUCCAAAAGUAAUGCCUCUUAUUUUAUUAUGUUGGCCAACAACACCAGAGGUGGAUGUUGCUGGUAUGGCAGUAGAGGUGGAACCUUUCUGCCAGUAUUUCCUUGUGUUUCAUUGCCAUGCGACAGAUGGCAGCAGAGGGGCAGUGUGACAGAACUGCGUCUGGCAUGGGAGUGUGGAUGAAGCAAAGCUGUGCCACCGAGUUACUUCAUGCAGAAAAAAUGGCACCCACUGACAUUCACUGAUGCUUGCUGAACAUUUGUGGAGAUCCAACAGUGGAUGUGAGCACAGUGAGGCAGUGAGUGGUGUGUUUCAGCAGUGAUGACAGUGGGGCACCUCUGCUGGUGCAGGUUUCGACGAGUGUGGUACGCAGGGCAGGCUCCUGUUCAUUGCUCGCAAAAAUUCACAGCUAAUCUGGUGACUAUUUUGAAAACUAGUGUUUUGUCGCUGAGAAUUUGCUCAAUCAAAUAGUGUUAUUGUGCUCUUUGUAUCUGUUGUAGUUUCCAUGGAUAUAAUUAGGAGCCAUUACUUCAGGAGCAACCGACAUAAAUGUAGCCUGGAACAAUUCCCCUUCAUUCUGUGCAGCCCAGGCGAUGCAAAAGGUCGGACUCUCAUGUAAUAGGAGGAGCUUCCCAAGUGGUUGUUGUUGCUCGCUAUGCCCACGAGAUGGAAGUGAGGGUGCAGGCAGUGUGUGCACAUGGAAACACCCUUACACAGACAGUGCUGUGUUCCCCAGGACUCGAGGAGGUGUUUGCCAUUUGGUGCCCGGGGGUGAGCCAGCUGGCGAGCAACUGCUCCGCAGUGCGCUUUGGGACACCGGUAGCUAAAAACAGCCCUUGGUACAUCACUAACUGGGGAGGAAAUGGGAAGGAUAAGGCCACUGCUAGAGGUGUGAUGCAUGCACAAAGUCCCCCCAGGACUCCUGCAGCAUUGAAGAAAUGACACAAAGGAAGCAGGGCACCUUGCAGUCAUUCGCUGUACUUUGCUACCACGAGAAAAUCAGUCUCUCAAAACACAGAAGUCUGAAAUGAGGCGGAGGAAACAGUCUGAGGCUGAACGACACCUAGAACCAGCUCCAAAGAUGUGCUAGAGGCAGAUGUAAAACAGCCCGGUCAGAAACUCUGCUGCACAGAGCAACUACCUGUGACACACCAAUGAUGCUCGUGCCACCUUAUUACCAUUCUGUGUGGCUCCAGUGUUAAAGGACGACAGAGGAUGACCUUCCAAAACUUGAGAAACAGCAGCCAGCCCCACCACUGGACCCCCUCCAUAUUGCACUUUCAUGGCCUUUCCCUUCAUCAUAGGCAUGCAGUAAAUUGCUGUGCUGUGAGCAGCUUGUAAUUCAAACUGAAAAAACGACAUUAACUAGGAGAAUGUGAACCUCAGUGCUUCCAGUUUUCAUGGCUCAGGCCAUGUUUUCUUCCUCUGUCCGUUAGUGCUAAGCUCUGUCAUCAAGAGGAAGUGGCUGAAGCUCCCAUGCUAGAGGGAUAUCUGCAUCAGAGUGUUAAAUAUGUUCUUUUCAUCUUGGGCUCAUGUCUACACAUUUUAAAUGCUUGUUGCACAUGACCUCCAAACCACACAGCAGAGGCUGUACUGACCAAGGUAGCUGAAAUUGCUUGUCAAAUAUUUUGGAAAUAAAACUGCAACAACGGCAGAGAUGAAAAUUUCAGUGUAUCGUGACUGUUGGCUAUUCUAAAUACAGAAACUGUGAACACAGGAAGCCCAACUUACCUCUUGAACUUAUCCAGAUUCACCUUUGAGUCAUCAAUGGGCGCUAUGCCCCUUCUCAGCUAACACCUGCAAUUUGGAGGAGGGAUGGUGGUGAGAUAUCUGCCUUCUUGCCAAUGGUUUCUUCAUCUGUGGAUGCUUUGUGUCUGUUUGACCAGAGGACCAAAGCCCUUUCAGGCAGGCACAUUUCAGCACAGCCAUGGACAUCUAUAAAACAGAUGACUGCUAUGGGGCAAAGAGCUCUGUUCCCUUAGGAACAGGCAAAAUAGGCAGCACCUCAUUCCAGCCCGGUGGCUUCAAGCGCUGGGAAGGCUAACACUUUGGAGAUAAAACUCCAUUCACUGCAUUCAUUUCCAAAGAGGUACAUCUUAUAUCUAGGAAGGUACCUUUGCUGAUAUGACAGCAGGCUUAAUCACGUGGGCAGCCUCUACUUACCCACCUUCCCUGCCUGGAGGGGAGCAGGGACUGGCAAUACAUUUUAGAGAAGAAGUCUUAGGCUGUUUGGUACAAGAGGAAAAUAGAGUAGGCUGGAAGGGAAAUGGAUUUUAAGAGGGUUUUAUUUGGCUUUUUAAUAUGCCGAGCAUCCUUUAAGCAGUAGGAUAAGAAUAACCUUGCCCCCAUUCUUGAUGAUAAAAUCCCCACUGUUGGAUCAGAGCCAGACAUAAAAGUCACUCUGCUUGUACUUUGUGCAACCUCUGCUACAGAUUUUAUCUUCUCUAAGUAACAUUAUGCAGAAGUCCAGAAAGCGGAAAGCAAAUACCAAUACAACUUCCUUUACGUUGACCAAUUCAGUGCACAGGAAGAAGCUUCUUGAUAUGAAUAACCAUCAAGCUGUAGCCACAGUCAGGGGUCUGUAUGAGCACAGGAAGAGCAGUGGCUCUAAGUGCUGCAGAUCCCUAGCAGGGGAAGAUGGGGAACUCACAGCAAGCUGGAUGGUGCAAGAAGCCUGCAUCACCCAUGAAAACAAGAGCUGCCUUGGAAGUGGUCAGGAGCACCACAUGGACCAUUGUUCUGCUCACCAGCACCGCAGUCACAGGAGCUACAGGAAUUAACAGAGUGUCAGCACACCUGGGUCACAGCGCUGUGAUGACCUGCUCCAACAAAACAAAUAUAACUAUGGUAACAUGGAAAACAAGCCCCAAGACUGGACGCCAGUGCACCUUGGCAUACCUGAUUGAUAGUAACAAGACAGAAAAAAUCAACUGCAGUGACAGAAUAAACUGGAGAUCCAGACCAGACUGGGAUCAUGCACUUGAGAUACAGCAAGUAGCAAUGGCUGAUGAGGGAAAUUACACCUGCGAAGUGGUAAAUGCAGAUGGGAAUUUCCAUAACCCGUAUCACCUGACUGUGCUAGUUUACCCGAGAAUGGCUCUGUACUGCGAUGACCACGGGAACCCUGUGUGCGAGGCAGAGACAGAGAAGCCGGCUGCUGAGAUCUCGUGGGUCCCACAGAGCAACUCCACACCCACAGCAGACAGUCACAGUAACGGGACAGUGACAGUUCUCAGCAGGUUUGCAGCACGUAGCAGCAAUGGGAAGAAUGCUACCUGCAUCGUGUCCCACACAACUCUGAACGAGACCAAGUCCAUAGACUGCUCCUCACCACACAGAUAUCUUAUCCUGUGCAUAGCCAUCGUUCUCAGUUUCCUGAUCAUCAUCAUUUUUGCGGCUGUCAUUUACUGUUUAAAGCUCCAUGGUUACAGAUUCUGUCGCAAAACCAAACCUCCUGAUAUUGUUCCUACAUAUCCCUUGCAGGAUGACACAGUGGAGGUGGAACCUUAUACUACUUAUGUGCAGAAGGAAAAUGCAAUUUACAACUCAGUAUCUGAUCUGACAUUGAGACAGAAUCUUCCACAAGGACAGUUACCAGCAACAUGAGUGAUUCAGCAACACUGGAAAGGGGAGAGACGAUUUCUAUUACUAAGACAAGUCACAGAAAGAAAUUUCUCAAAGCAUUUUGCCAAAGUGGGAGGCGACAUAGCUCACUAGGUCUCUUUAAAGAUAUAUGUUAAUCAAUGAGUCUGCAUAGUUCUUUUUUUUUUCCCUCUUUUUUGCCUUCCUCAUUGGUAAAGGAAAGAGAUGUCCUUUUUUUCCUAGGGAAAAUCUCACUGACAUCAAGACAUAGUUUUUCCUGGAAAAAAUACGCUAUGAUCGGUUUUCCCUUUGCUGUUCUUGCAUUGGACAUUCUAGUUUUGUUGGUCACUUCUAGGCAUUACUUCGAUACUCUUGACACUAUGUUGCAUACAUUUGGGAGAUGCGGAGAGUGUUUAAGUCAAACACCCUUCAGUUAGCAGCCACUUUUUCCUAAUUGACAAAUGACUAACAUAAUGGCUUUGAUCAUCACAGAACAUUUUGCCUAGCAAAAGGUAUCAGUAGGGAAGACCUUCAAUCUCUCUGCUCUGAAAAUGGAAAUGAGUCAUGAAUGUACAAGUUCAUUCACUAAAAAAAGAGACAUCACUAGCAUGCUGAUUUAACUUGUUAGGUUUAUGCUCAGUAUUUCCACUAAACCUGUUCAUUUGGUUAGUCAGAUUAUUGCUUUGAUUACUUUUCUAUAAGAUUAUCUGGAGAUGGGGUCUUCUUAAAUGUAUUGGCAUUAAAGUACUGUAAAAGAAUUACAUUACUCAAAUCUGGUAAGCUAUUUUUUAACAGAAAUUAACUUCAAGUAUUUCGCAAUGAAAAGUUCAAAUAUAUUAUCUAUAACUGUGCAAUAAUGUACUAAAAGGACAAAGCUCCUGAUGAUUGUGAUAUUUAUUUUAAGUACAACUGGAGAUAUUUUACUCGUAUGUCUAGCUCUUUCAUUAUUAUUUUUUUUAAUGUAACUGCAAGUCCCCUUUGUUGUAUGUAAAUUAGCUUGUAUAUUUUAAAGUGUCUCAUGUUAAGGUGAUUUAUUCUCAUCUUCCCAAAACAUAUUUUCAGAAUAAGUAAUAUAUAUACAUAUAUAUCUAAACUAGCAGCUCUCAAGAUUUUUUGACUGAUGUCUUACUAACUAAUGUAUAAACUGGUUUACAGUAACAGUAAAGAGAUCCAUUUGUAAAUUUCUGUUUACUGCCUUUUCUUUCAGUAUUUGAAAAGACAGAAUGAGUAGCUGGCCUGAUGGUAGGAUGAGAAGAACAGGAUUUUUCCUUUAGAUCACAGAAUUCUCUUUCUCACAUGUUGCUAGAGUUCUCUUUUGAGGUAGUCUCUUGAGGGCUAUGCUUAGAAAACAGACUUCUACAUUGACUGAAGUUCUUUGAAUGCAUUACUCAUGUAAACUGAUGUGAUUAUUGAUUUUCACUCUAUGAGCUGUGAAACAGCUGCUUUUGUCCAAGU
Messenger RNA from Lagopus muta (rock ptarmigan), 5775 nucleotides. It is a transcript of the gene CD200R1, whose product is annotated as CD200 receptor 1. Gene Ontology annotation, cellular component: external side of plasma membrane. Bases 3376 to 4344 code for a protein of 322 amino acids. The transcript has 6 exons. NCBI's taxonomy places the organism in Eukaryota, Metazoa, Chordata, Aves, Galliformes, Phasianidae. Gene Ontology annotation, molecular function: signaling receptor activity. The record is from RefSeq and is a predicted model, not a curated record. Gene Ontology annotation, biological process: regulation of neuroinflammatory response.